Molecule: messenger RNA, 1209 nt
Organism: Prorocentrum cordatum
Lineage: Eukaryota; Dinophyceae; Prorocentrales; Prorocentraceae
Source: the annotation of a GenBank genome assembly
GGCCGUGUGGCCCAAGCAGCGCGCCAUGUCUCCCGCCCGCCCCGCCGGCCGCGGCGCCAUCCCGCGGGCGCGCACUGCCGUUCGCCUGGUGGCCCUCGCGUUCUGCGCGGCGUCGCUGCUCGGCGCGCGCGGCCCUCGCGCGGAGGUCGUGCGCCACCCGCCUGUGGCGCGGGCGCUCUUGCGGCAGCGCCGGGCGCCACGAGGCCUGAGGGCGAAUGGGGCGCAGGCGCCGGAGCUUGCAGUUGCGCGGCCAGUGAUAGCGCCGUCUGGGGACCCGAGCCGCUGGGAUGCCGCGUGCGUGGCGAACCCCGUGGUGCUGGCGCCUCGAACCGCCGGCGAGGAGUGGGUCUGCUUCUACAUGGGUCGCGGACUACGGCAACGCCGGGGGCUAUGGCGACUGUGGCGGUUGGGCGGGUGGUGUCCAGUGUUUCCUCCCCACCGGCUACUGCGGGAAAGCCACGUCGUUGGACGGCAUCUCUUGGACGCCCGUGGACGGCAGCAACGCGGACAAGUCCGUCUUCGCGCCUGGCGACCGCGACGCUUGGGACGGGCUGCACGUGGGCGUGGGCGACGUCGUCCGCCUGAGCAACGGGACCCUGGCACGGUGGCGGACCUGGGAGGUUCGAGUGAGCCCAUCGCGAUGGGGCCAUCGUCGCGGGCGGGUCUCCGCAUGCGCAUCGGCCGCGCGUUCAGCGACGACGGUGGGCUGAGCUGGCGGCGCGACCUGGCGCCAGUGCUUGAUGUCGACCCGUCGGAGGGCCUCUUCGCGUCAUGGCCGCGGGUGCUCAUGCCAGCGGGUGAGACGGGCCAGCUGUACAUGACGUACCACGCCUUCAACGGCACACACUGGUCCGUGUUCAGCGCCACGUCGAGUGACCUCGGAGCGAGCUGGUUGCGCCAGGGCCGAGCGCUCGGUCCAGGUGCCGAGGGAGCCUUCGACAGCUCGGGCAUCGGCACGCGCGCGAUGUGCGAGUGGCGCGGCAGGUGGCUCAUGGCCUACGAGGGCGUCGGCGGAGGCGCGUUCACCGGCGUCCACCGGCUCGGUGCGGCGGUGAGCGACGACGGCGGCGCGUCGUGGAAGAAGCUUGCCGGCCUCGGGGGGCCCGACCCUGGUGGGCCGAUUUGGAAAAAGGGACAUUUGCAUAUACAUAGACUGCGAAGACCUUGCGGCCAGUGCCGACGACGACGACGACGACGACGACGACGACG